CGAGAACUGUUCAAUAGACCUGCAAAUGGCUCAUCCGGUCCUCGACAUGAGGUUGGAUGAGUCGAUGCCAAGAGAGCUUAUCUUGAGGCGACACGCCGACUUUCUUUCCGCUUAUGAGAAAAAUGACGACUGCACUUUGGACUACUUGAAAUUAUCCGGCGUCUUCUGGACACUGACGGCGCUGGAUUUACUAGGUGAACUUCACAACAUUGACCGUGAAGCGGUGCUGAAUUUAGUUGUAUCUUGUCAACAGGCAGACGGUGGUCUAUCACCCGCACCUCGACACGACUCCCACUUAUUAUCCACUCUCAGUGGCAUCCAGAUAUUAGCCUUAUUUGGUCGUAUGGACAUGCUAAACGUUGACGGCGCCACGCGUUUCAUUCUCAGCCUUCAGCAACCGGACGGUAGCUUCUGUGGUGACCAAUGGGGCGAAAUCGACACCCGCUUCUCAUUUUGCGCUAUCGCUUCCCUACAUCUGAUGGGUCGUUUGGACGAAUGCGCUGACUCCGGUCGCCUUAAUGUGGAAGCCUGUGCUUCUUACCUGGAGCGUUGUCAGAAUCUCGAUGGGGGGUUCGGUACAAAGCCCGGUAGCGAAUCUCAUGCCGGACAGGCAUACUGUGUCCUAGGGGCUCUAGCUAUUCUUCGUGAACUACGAAGGCUAGAUUUGGAUCGUGCAGCCUGGUGGUUGGCCGAACGGCAAUUGCCCAGUGGUGGAUUGAAUGGCCGACCGGAGAAAAAGCCGGAUGUUUGCUACUCAUGGUGGACGUUAGCUAGUCUUACGAUCCUCGGACGGCUUGCGUGGAUCGAUGAGAAAAAGUUGACACAUUUCAUACUGGCUUCGCAAGAUUCGGAAACUGGGGGAAUCGCGGAUAGGCCUGGUGAUAUUGCCGAUCCUUUCCAUACUUUGUUUGGUCUUGCGGGUCUUUCUUUGAUUGCACACUAUGAUAAUCCUUCCUCGCACACUUGUCCCAACGGUUGUGGCAAGAAUGGUGACCUGACGACAAUUGAUGAAAUUAAUGUUGAGGAGUUUGUGGCAGAUGCAAUAUCUCUGGCCAAAACACGUUUGAAGCCUAUCAAUCCGAUAUUUUGCAUGCCCCAAUAUGUAAUCGAACGAAUGGGCCUGCGGCUUCAAAUGAUAAACUAAUCUCUCCAUAAUGUUUGCUUGUUUCAUGCGUCCCUUGUCCAGUUUAUUUCACAAUUCUUUGUCUUUCCUCAAUAAACUUGCU
This is a messenger RNA of Opisthorchis viverrini, 1226 nucleotides long. RefSeq lists its product as hypothetical. Bases 26 to 1144 code for a protein of 372 amino acids. Gene Ontology annotation, molecular function: Rab geranylgeranyltransferase activity. Lineage: Eukaryota; Metazoa; Platyhelminthes; Trematoda; Opisthorchiida; Opisthorchiidae. Gene Ontology annotation, biological process: protein geranylgeranylation. The record is from RefSeq and is a predicted model, not a curated record. Gene Ontology annotation, cellular component: Rab-protein geranylgeranyltransferase complex. The transcript has 3 exons.